This is a messenger RNA of Alternaria rosae, 999 nucleotides long. Its product is annotated as ser/Thr protein phosphatase family protein. Bases 1 to 999 code for a protein of 332 amino acids. Lineage: Eukaryota; Fungi; Ascomycota; Dothideomycetes; Pleosporales; Pleosporaceae. The record is from RefSeq and is a predicted model, not a curated record. Gene Ontology annotation, molecular function: hydrolase activity. The transcript has 2 exons.
AUGUCAACGACAUCAACAUCAAUAACGCCUGAUCGCAUCAAGACACGCUUUCUCAUCAUCUCAGAUACCCAUUCUAAAUCUCCUUCCGAUAAUAUCGCAGAUGAUGAAGCUGCUUUCCGCCCGCCAUUGCCCAAGGCAGAUGUGCUUCUUCACUGCGGCGACCUGACCAUGAUCGGUCAUCUAGACGAAUAUGAAAAGACCCUGGAAAUGCUGGAGAGUAUCGACGCGGGGUUGAAGCUCGUCAUAGCCGGAAAUCACGACAUCACCCUUGAUGAACAGUAUUACGCCAGGAAAGGCGAAUACAUGCACAGAGGAGACAGAUACGACAAAGAUCUCCCCGCCAAAGCUCGAGAGAUGUGGACGGGUGAGCGGGCUAGGAAAGCUGGCGUGACGUAUCUGGAGGAGGGAACGCAUGCAUUCCAGCUACAAAAUGGCGCGAAUUUACGGAUCUACGCGUCCCCCUACCAGCCAGAAUUCUGCGACUACGCCUUCCCCUACUUCCGCAACGAAGAUCGCUACAAUCCUCCCCACCAAUGCACGCCGAAUGCCAAACCCAUCGCCGAGAACCCCGUCCCAGACUUCCCCAACAUCGAUAUCAUGAUGACCCACGGACCGCCUAUGGGUGUCAUGGAUGCGACGACAUCAGGACAGCACGUCGGCUGCGAGCACCUACUCCGCGCUGCUCGACGCUGUAAACCCAGGUUGCAUUGCUUUGGGCAUAUACAUGAGGGGUGGGGCGCGCAGAAAGUGCGGUGGAAAAAUGCCGGUGGGCUGGAUGUCAAGAUUGAAGAGCAUAUCGAAGAUUUCGAUACUGUGCCAGUUGAUCACUAUGCGGCUAGGGAGAGGAGGGCGGCUGCCGUUGAUAUCGGCGAGGGUAGUGAUACUGCGGUUGAGUUUGGGCGGGAGACUUUGAUGGUUAAUGCGAGUAUUAUGAGCGUGACGUAUAACCCGCGGAACGCGCCUUGGCUUGUGGACCUAGACCUGGAAAUGGCAAGUUGA